Messenger RNA from Papilio xuthus (Asian swallowtail), 2138 nucleotides. Its product is annotated as trypsin-1-like. The transcript is spliced from 5 exons. Gene Ontology annotation, biological process: proteolysis. Gene Ontology annotation, molecular function: serine-type endopeptidase activity. The record is from RefSeq and is a predicted model, not a curated record. The coding region runs from base 2 to 715 and encodes 237 amino acids. NCBI's taxonomy places the organism in Eukaryota, Metazoa, Arthropoda, Insecta, Lepidoptera, Papilionidae.
UAUGAUUUUACACCACUAUUUUCUAUUCGAGAUUGUGAUUUGGUCAGAGUUUUAUUUUACACAAGGAAUAUACAAAGGACAUGACAUCAGUAUAGACGUGGCACCAUAUCAAGUGAACUACGGAGAUGUGUGUGGAGGUGUGCUGCUCCAUCAACUGUGGGCAUUGACUACAGCACAUUGCGGAACGGAUAAAUCGUACAUCAGAGUCGGCAGUAAGCAUAGACUUGUUGGUCCAAAGGUCGUCAUCAAACGUCACUUUAUACAUCCAAAGUAUGGAUAUGAACAUAUCUUCGAUUUUGAUGUACAGUUAUUAAAAUUGCAAAGAAAGCUGCACUUUAGUCAAAGAAUAUCAAACAUUCAGAUCAGUAACGAAUGUGGGGACAAUAUUGCUGUGACUGGAUGGGGUUAUCCUGUAGAAAGAGGUGACUACAAAGACAUACUUCAACAAGUAAGAGUACCGAUUAUCCCAAUCGAUGAGUGUCAACAGAUCAAAGAAUUCUGGUACAAUAACACUCUUACGACCAGAAUGUUUUGUGCAGGCGGAGAAGAUGGGGACGCGUGUCAGGGCGACAGCGGCGGUGCAGCGGUGUCAUUCGGCAAGCUCGUCGGCUUGUCGUCUUUCGGCUACGGCUGUGGUCGGAAUGUACCAGGCGUGUAUACCAACGUGUCUGAUGCUCAAAUUAUGUCGUGGAUACAGAGAUAUGUUUCGGUGUAAAAUUAAUGAAAAUAUUGAAGAAAGGCUAGAAUAGACUAUGUAGACCGUAAAAAAUAUUACUAUUUUUUAAUUAUUAUUAUAUUAAUUGAACAGUAUUAAUAGCGAUACUGUCCACGAUAUGUUUAGACGAUGUAGUUCAAAUACAGUGAAGGUUUCAUUUCGUUCUCAAUCAAACAACAACUCACGCUUGUAACGCAGAGAGGUAGGCAGAAAUCAUGGAUCGCUAUUUGGCACGGUUAACUCUCAGGCAAUUUUGCCUCAUAUUUUAUUCGCUACUGAUGAAUCGUGGUUUAUGGGAAAGAUUCUUGGAGUUGUCGCAAUCGACGCAUAAUGGCUGUUAAGAGCUCAAUUAACACUAUGCGACCAAUUACUAAAAGGCAGUUUCAAUCCAAAAAAACAUUACAUGCAAUUCGCCCUUUUCAUUUAACAAAAUGGAUAGAGUGCAGAUAAGUUUCCGCAUAUUGGGGAUACAAUGUGAAAACACUAACGCAAUAUCGUUAAAAGAGAGCACUCCAGCCGAAUGGGUGACAGACAGUCGAAACUGCGUAUCGGUAUUCCGCCAUGAAAUAUUCGAAUGCAAAAAUCCCCGGAAAAUAUUUCCCAUUUUACCAAAGCCCCCCCUUCGUAACUCCCUCUCCGAUAUACGAAAGUACACUGCCCUACCAUUAUAGAGUAUUUAAUAUACAUAAAACACGCCUAUGUAUACGCCUUGUUAAUGUAAUUAUCUGGCUUCAAUUUUGUAUAAAACGGCGUGUGUGAGUCCGCGGAUCGUGCAAGUUUGAGUGCAUUGCGUGUGUAUACACAACGUCGACGCUAUGCAUGUGUGCGUUUAUUUUAUCUACAGUGUUUGCCGUAUAUUGACGUAGGGGGGUAACCCUAACACCUUCGACACCCCAAAGGAGGAGUAGGGUGGCUGAUGACGAUGACGAGUCUGCGCAGUUGUGUGAGGGAGACGGCAAUUCAACUAAAUAGUGCUUGACUAUUCCACCCCACCGGAAUGACUAUGGAGAUGAUUAAUACAAGUGAUUUUACCACGAAUUGCCCGCUAUUAUUGAUCUAUGACCGCACGCAAGUCUGGUGGUAGGGUGAAACGGUAGAAUAAAAUCAUCAUCAACGCCUGCUUAAGAAAAAUUGCAAUCAUUCGUGUAAACGUAUUAUUAAAAUGAACCUUAUAAAAAUCUGAAUAAGAGUCAAUGUAGAAUAUACUUGCAGAUUUUUCAAACGCAAAAUGUAACAACUUUGAAAUUGUCGCAUAGGACUUGCAUAUUAGAGCUUAACAGCGAAUACAUGUUUACAUUGAAGUGACUUCUCACCUUCUUUUAAUUUAAAAAAAAAAGCUUCGAAAUAACUUUAGUAUUAAUAAUUCAAUUAAGGGACAACGUCAAACUAUAUUUCGAAAAACAAAUGAAGACAUUAAGAUUAA